This is a messenger RNA of Arachis duranensis, 993 nucleotides long. RefSeq lists its product as uncharacterized. The transcript has 2 exons. The record is from RefSeq and is a predicted model, not a curated record. Bases 1 to 993 code for a protein of 330 amino acids. Gene Ontology annotation, molecular function: nucleic acid binding; zinc ion binding. NCBI's taxonomy places the organism in Eukaryota, Viridiplantae, Streptophyta, Magnoliopsida, Fabales, Fabaceae.
AUGUCGACUCGCGGACGCGGUCGCGGGCGAGGUAGAGGUAGGAUAGGCACCGUUACUCCUGCUCCCAUAGGGACUGAUCCAGUAGACUUUAUGGCUGCCCUGGGAAAUAUGGCUGCAGCUAUGCAGGCAACAGUUGAGGCAUUGGGUAAUCAGAUAAAUCAGGGUAAUCAUGGGAACAAUAAUGAUGAGGACGGUCCUAUGACGCUUGCUACAUUUCUGAAAGUUCACCCUCCAAUCUUUAGGGGAACCUCAAAUCCCACUGAUGCAGAUAAUUGGAUUCAGGCUAUGGAAAGGGCAUUACAGGCACAACAGGGAACACGACGUAUCCUGCAGCCUGAUGGUGCUGCGAUUCCUUGGGAGGUUUUCCGGACAGAGUUCUAUAAGAAAUACUUUCCUAAUUCAGCCAGAAAUGCCAAGGAACUUGAAUUAAUGCAGUUAAAACAGGGACAGAUGACUGUUGCUGAGUAUACUAGUAAGUUUGAGGAGUUAUGUCGCUUUUCUCGUAUCUGUCAAGGUGCGCCUGAAGAUUUUGCCGAAUGGAAAUGUAUUAAAUAUGAGGGAGGUCUUCGGAGUGAUAUUCUGAGCUUCGUUGCCCCAAUGGAGAUCAGGGUAUUUUCUGAAUUGGUGAAUAAGAGUAGGGUGGCUGAGGAUUGUGUGAGGAAGGCGGCAGCAGAGAAAGGAAGUUUGAGGGUGCCUUUUCAGAGACCUUCAGGAAGGAACUUUGCUCCGAGAGGUAGGAAUUUCAAGCGUGGAGGCUUUGUUCCGCAGCAGACUCAGGGUCAAGGUAAUUAUAGAAGGCCGAAUACUAAUGCUAGUCAAGGAAAAAGGUUUGGAAAGCAGCCACAGCAAGAUCUAAAUUGUCAGAAGUGCGGAAAGUAUCAUCCUGGAGUUCCGUGCAGACUAGGACUUGGAGUGUGCUAUUCCUGUGGACAGCCCAAGCAUAUAGCCAGUAAUUGCCCGGAAAAGAAGAAGUAUGAGACUGGUAGAGUGUAG